Messenger RNA from Plasmodium gallinaceum, 618 nucleotides. RefSeq names its product conserved Plasmodium protein, unknown function. Gene Ontology annotation, cellular component: EMC complex. The transcript has a single exon. The record is from RefSeq and is a predicted model, not a curated record. NCBI's taxonomy places the organism in Eukaryota, Apicomplexa, Aconoidasida, Haemosporida, Plasmodiidae. The coding region runs from base 1 to 618 and encodes 205 amino acids.
AUGUAUAAAAUAAUAAAUGAAAAUUUAAAAUUUUUGAUGACUAUUUUUGUUAUAACUUUUAUUUGUUUAAAUUUAAAAUUAUCAAAAUGUAAAGAAGAAUAUAUUGAUUUAAAGAAUAAUUAUAUUGAAGGAAUAAUUAAAGCAAAUAGUGAUAUUUUAUUAAAUUGUACUGUUUAUUUAGACUCAGAAAAUUAUACAAAACCAAAAAAUAAUGGGAAAUUUGUAUUUACUAAUGUAAAUGAAGGAGUAUAUAAUUUGUUUGUUAGUCAUCCUUAUUUAGAAUUUAAUAGAUUUCAUGUUGAAGUAAAACAAAAAAUGACAAAAAAUAAUUACAAAAUGUAUAUAGUACAAGCAUAUGAAUUGUUAUUACCAUUUGAAAAAAAUAAUUUAAUGUCAUCUAACAUUAUAUUUGAAGUAAAAAAUUUUUAUGAGUUCCUUAUACCAAAAAAAAAUUUUUCUAUAUUUAAAUUAUUAAAAAGUCCCCUUUUCUUAACUUUCCUUUUUUUUUUAAUUUUACUUUGUUUACUACCCCAGAUGCAAAAAAUAUCAGAAUCAGCAAAUGAAGAAAAUUACAGUCAAGUUACAUACAAAUCAGACUUUUUAGAAUCUGUUAAAUAA